This is a messenger RNA of Sycon ciliatum, 3888 nucleotides long. RefSeq lists its product as uncharacterized. The record is from RefSeq and is a predicted model, not a curated record. NCBI's taxonomy places the organism in Eukaryota, Metazoa, Porifera, Calcarea, Leucosolenida, Sycettidae. Gene Ontology annotation, biological process: meiosis I.
GGCUGGAGCCAAUACUGGAUGCGGUGGAGGUUGCGAAGUCCAAGGAAAUCCGGCUGAAUGGACUGCAGUUGCUCACUGGACUUCUUGCAGGAACGACGGUGUCCGUUAGGAUGAUAUCCGGCGUGUCCAUGUUCGGCCGAGUUCACCGGAUCCUGGCGGCCAUUUGCACGGCGGACGCAGAGAGCGCUGACAACGUUCGGGACGUCGACUUUCAGAUACAGCGGCAGGGCUGGAUUGGAAUGCGCCAUGUAUGGAACCUGUCCCACCUGCCGUACGAUUGGCCGCAGACAGCUAUGGAGCAGUUCCUGGAGGCAUUUCAAGCGUGCAUUCUGAACGACAAGCUGGGAUUCACCCGCGAGCGGUGCAGUCUUCUGGAACAAGCAUUCCUAGCCUGCGCGCAAGUCACACAUGUCUUCCACAAACUCAUGCAUGUGGUUGCAGUGGCUGCUCUAGCAACCUAUCUUGACCAACUGUUGGUUGUUAUAAGCCAUAUACUCCAGGACUCAGAAUAUCACCAGCUGUCCAGCGAGGAAGGUUUCGCAAUGUUUGAAGCGCUGCUGACCUUUCUAUCGGACCUGACUCGGCUGGAUCACGCCAACCUUGUUCAUGUAGCCUUGCUCCUUGCUGGCAGUGACCUGCUGACCACUUCACUUGGCUACGUGGCGGCACGCUCCUCAUCGGCAGCAUGGACGUUUGUGGAGCAGGUAUGCAUGCGUGUAGCGGAGUACCAUGCAGGCCUGCUGGAUCAACCCAGCGACGGUCUUGCUCUUGGACAAGCGUUCUCGGCUUUAAAAGCAUUCAGACCAAACUGCAACUCACAGGACAUGCUGACGAUUUUGUCUUCAAUCCCGUCAACCGAUCGACAGGUGGCGCUCUCACAAGCCGCCACAAUCUCGUUGCUCUACACGGCUUUCUUGCACGGGCAAAGAAUUGUGCCAGCUGAAGACCUAUGUAACUCGCUGACAGAGCUGCUCUUGAAGUCUGGGCCAUUGGAGCUUAUGACAGACACACAGUGGAGACAAAUCCUGUAUCUGAUCUCGAAUCUUGAUGGUGAAGAGUUUGUACCACACAUACACUGGUGCAAGGCCUGGAGCAUUGUGGUCGUUGGAUUGGAAAAGGUGGCACACUCUAUGAAGGAUAUCUUCUCUCCAUGUAUCAAGUUUCUCUCCUGGACGCUCCGCACGGACUUGCCAUUUUCUGUUCAGAAAAGUCUUCUAGAAACCUGUCUUCAAAUGUUCGCCAAGGAGGACUUGCUGGCUUCUCGCGGCCAACUGAUCAAGAGCUACUUCACAAAGGGAGAGUUUGUUUGUUUAGUUCAAGCCACCCCGGCAUCCCUGCCACCCCUGAUUGAGAUCCUGUCGUCUUCCUGUGAGACGAUCGUGGCGACCGCUUGUGAGUUGCUGACCGACUCCCUACUGAAUUCUACAUUGACAGCACCACGGCAGCAGGCGAUGCAAGUGCAAGCUACAUCAUCGCCAUCCUUGGUCGAUGGCAAGCCGUCUUCGCAUGGCGGCACGAGCGGUUGUUUACACCUGCUGGCUGAUUUACCAGCUCGGCUAGAGGUGACUCUCAUCGGGCACCGAGUCAGACCAGUUUCAGAUCACACCUGCUCAGCUAUCAUUCGCCUGCUGGCCGUGCACCAUCGCCAGCAGCUGUGCGGAAGAGUUGACUACACUAUGGGAGCAGUCUCUCUCAAGCUCCUCUGCACUGUGCUAAGCCUGGUGGAGAGGCAUGCCAAGGAGUUAAUGGCCCUUGAGGAGGAUGGCAUCACCGACUUUUUGGCUUCUCUUGAGGGCGCACGCUCGGCACUGGUUGUCGAUCUCCUCUCCUAUCUGACGCUGGUGGCAACCUCGUGCUGGCUGCGCACCGCUCCACAAGCUGCCUCGAUUCUGCUCAGCAAUGGAGGGCUGGGUCUGCUGCUGCAGCAGCUUGUACGCCACUGUGCCCAACGCCACCAGCAUGUGAAGUUUCAGCAGCUGAUUUCGGUGGUGAUGUCUCUACUGACACAGCUCAUACAUUGUCAACACUCUCUGCAUCUGCACGGCAACUGGACGAUCGGAAUCACCCUGUCUGAAGUUCUUCGAUAUGUUGGAUCAAGCACCGCUGGACUAUGUGUGACAUCCGGGCUCUGUCUUGCGGCGUACCUACGACACAGAUGUCACGCGGUGGAGUCAUGCCUGUGCAUUGCAGGCCUGGACUUUGUCGACGGCUCCAUGUAUCUCAACUGCAAGCGAGAAAGCCGCGCUGUACUCGGCAAGCAGAUGAUGGCUACGACAAUGCUUGCCACUAGGCUCCUGCUUCGGGAUGACCCGGCGGUAGGCAUGGUCGGCUCAAUUCUCCUCCACACGCUCAUAAGACAGCUCACGUCGGCAGAGCACAGUUUGGCAGGUCUCCACAGACAGUGGCUGAGCAGUCCUUGGCUACUACAUGCACUGCAAGCCAAGCUGUCCUAUUUCACCGACUUCAGCUGCUCCAAAUCUUCCGCUGCACUUCUCCUUGUGUGUGACGAUAUUCCUCUGCAGUGGCAGAAGUGUCUCAGCUCCAGCAUGCACACCGCCUGCGCAGCGGCUGUGCUCAAACACUUUACUUGUGCUGCUGCUGUGCCAAACAACGCUGUCAAUAAUACGCUCCUCGGGGACAGCAGUAACGCUGUCAAUACUAGUGAUGGUGCUGUUGUGCCUGAACCUCGACCUGAAGAUGCUUGCAACGCCGAUAUGCACUGGUUCUUGCGUUUCUUUGGCGACGAUAAGCUACCCCAGGCACCACUGCAGUCAGAGGGCUGUGACGACAAUAUGGAUCAGCCAGGGUAUGCGGAUGGUCCUGAUGCUGCCGGGAAAUCCCCUCCAGAUGUGAACCACCCAUCCGGCAAUGCGACUGACGCAAUCACAAAACAUCCUGCAGCCGAGUUGACGCGGCGGGCUGUAGAGUUCAACAGUGUUGAUCAACUGCACACUAACAUUCUACAUGUCGCCGGCGUCCCCGUUGUGCUGUUGUUUCCGCCGCUGCCCAGGCCAAUUGUAUGCUGAACCCAGCGACGUGUGUACGAAUUGACAAGAGGUUUGGUGGUGAUGGUGGUGGCGGCGGUGGGGGUGGGGGUGUCAGUUUAAGUAUUCCAUGCUGUUCUAUACUCGUCUUUAUGCUAGCCUACAACAUUAAAUGCUGCCACCUGUUUAAAACUGUUUAGUACUUGGUAGAUGUCAAACCUAAAUGCAAUUCCAUUGAAUCUCCCCCCCCCCCCCCCCCUCUCUAUCUCUGUAGCACUUUCUUCCUUCCUUUUACUUCUGAAGUCAUUUUUUAAUUUCAUGAGCGCAUGCUUGGAAUGUCACUCCCUCUGUUGUGUUCUUACCAUAUUCUCAAUACUGACCGCGAAGUAAUGUUUUUGCACCCCCCCCCCCCCCCCCCCCAUGUAUUCAACAAAGAAAUCGCUGGAGCUACAUAUACAGCACAGGCAUUCUGCCAGUAUGCCGGCAACUAUAUUCUGCAACAUCUCAUUCCAUCCAGUUGUCACUUGCUUUCUAUUCACCAGUCCACCCUACAACCAAAGAGGAGAAAGGCCAAGAUUAGACCAGUGGUGUCAAGUUGAAAGGCACCGAUCUUUUUUCCCUGUCCUGCGAGACAUGAUCUAGCCCAGAUUACAGCUCAAUUGGUUUCACAAAACCGCACCUGCACCUCCACGCGCACGCCUCUUCUUCGUGCAGGAUCUAGGACCAGUUUGUCUGCCCUCGAACCCAGUCAUCUAUCCGCCUUUUGCAUGAGAUUGGUAUGGCAUGAUUCUAUCACUUCUAUUCUGGUUUAUAACGCCUAGUAGAUCUACAGUGCUGGCAAAUGAAAUCCGACCCCCUCACAUCGCAAAGACCCAACACGGCAUUGUAAAACUACGAAAUAGAG